CUAAAAGUGUCGAUGAUUAUAAAGAAAUUUCAAAAUAUUGGAUAACUAGAAAUGAUUCUAGUAGUGUAGCGAAUAUAUUAACAGGAAAAUGGAUUCCUGAAACUUUAUACAAAACUGACUUAGGUAAGACUGAGUCACAACUCACUAACAAUGAAAUAACUACUGAACCAUUAAAGUCGGUGGACUAUAAAUGCGAACAUAAAACCUGCGAAUGUUCUCGUAAUAAUUUCACGAGUCCAUCGAAUAAAAAAUUAUCAAAACCUACAUGUUUUUGUGACGUAUGUACAACUUGUACCGAUAAGAAACAGAAAUUUAUAAGAACAAAACCACUAUCAGCGAAAAAAAGAAAAAUGAAACGUGGUAUAAAUACAAAAAGCUCAAGAAAAUCUGAACUUACAAAAUCUACAACAUCGGAAUCGGGAAAAUUCGACUGUGAUCUAAAUUGUAGACGUAUGUUGAAUGCAAUGCAAUUAAAAGAUAAUAUCAUCGAUCAUUUAGAUUUUACCAAAGAUCGACGAAUCUUAGAAAGAGGUUACAUGUCGGAUUCGAAUAUAAAUUUAUGCCGUUGUGAACUACGUAAUCAACAUUCUCAAACUUCUAAUACUUUCGAUACUUUGAAUGCUCGAAAUAAAAUUAAUGUAAAAUGUUCGAAAUGUACUUCAUGUAAUUUACGUGAUUUAUCAGAUUUUCGAAGUUACAAUUAUCAAGAAACACAUGCUCCAAAAACUAUUACCGAUACAAUUAAAAUACCCGUACACACUUGUAUUUACCCGUACGAAUUGAAUGAUCGUUUAUUUGCGAAAAAUUCAUUUGGAGAUGAAACAUCACGAUGUUCGAUAUGUGAUCUGCCAUUGGUGACCGGUGUAACGGAUUUUUUUAAGAAGCCCGGUAGUGGAAUACAAAACUUUGAAUGGGAAUAUAUUAAAAAGAGGGAAGUUUUACGAAAACGUAUGGAGAAUUAUGUACCACAAAUGGCUGUUAUUCAAAUUCCUAUUUGUGUUAAAGAACCAAAUCAUUCGGUUAUUCCUCAAAGAAGUGGAAGAAAUAUUAAUCAGAGUUCUGGCGGACAAUUGCAUCGUUUGAAUGUAUCGUUGGGUAAAAAGAUUUAUCCUCGAGACUCAUUGGCAUUACGAUUUCAAAAAGGCAUGAUUUAAU
Chrysoperla carnea is the source of this 1155-nucleotide messenger RNA. RefSeq lists its product as uncharacterized. The record is from RefSeq and is a predicted model, not a curated record. The transcript has 2 exons. Bases 351 to 1154 code for a protein of 267 amino acids. Lineage: Eukaryota; Metazoa; Arthropoda; Insecta; Neuroptera; Chrysopidae.